GCCGUGCUCGGCUGUUUCCUGUGCUCUGUGUCACCCAAAACAAGUUUGAAACAGACACAUCACAGAAUAGCGCGCUUGCUUGUAUUUUAACUUCUGCGGAAGGGCUUAGCAUCACUCGCUAUGUGAUACAGAGAGCAUCUUUGGACGGAGGAUCAUGGACAGUUACUUAUUCGUGAGAGUUGUGGGGAAGGGGAGCUAUGGGGAGGUGAAUCUGGUCAGACACAAAUCAGACCGUAAACAGUACGUGAUCAAGAAGCUGAACCUGAGAACAUCCUCCAGACGCGAACGGCGAGCCGCGGAGCAGGAAGCACAGCUCCUCUCACAGCUCAAGCAUCCCAACAUCGUCACAUACCGGGAAUCAUGGGAAGGCGAGGACUGUCAGCUUUACAUCGUGAUGGGAUUCUGUGAGGGAGGAGAUCUUUACCGCAGACUCAAACAGCAGAAGGGAGAACUGCUUCCUGAGAGACAAGUUGUGGAGUGGUUUGUUCAGAUUGCCAUGGCCCUCCAGUAUUUACAUGAGAAGCACAUUCUGCAUCGAGAUCUGAAAACGCAGAAUAUCUUCUUGACCAAGACCGAUAUAAUCAAAGUGGGUGAUCUGGGCAUCGCGCGGGUCCUGGAGAGUCAGAACGACAUGGCCAGCACUCUGAUCGGCACACCUUACUACAUGAGUCCAGAACUGUUCUCCAACAAACCUUACAACUACAAGACCAAACCAAAUCAUUACGUUCAGCCACAAUGUCUUAACUCUGAAUCAAAGGCCAGAGGAAGAAAGGUCGAAGAAAACCACUUGAACCGACAAAAACCCUGUAAUGGUGCAGUGGAAAAAGUGCUUCCUGACCCACACUUGCCCCCUAAAUCUCCAAGUUGGGACAUUCUUAACUCAACAGGUCCAUCUACAGCAACCAUUAGCAAUAUAGACAUUGAAAUCCAAUCCCAGGAACAAAAACAGAGAAAAGCCAAAAAACCCAGCAGCCAUCAGAACCACAAGCCGCCAUCUGUGAGCAAGAGGAGAGAGAAAGAGGAGAAAGAAGAUCCUGGUCCUGCUCAGACACACCCUCUGAAACAAGCAUUAGGUGUCAGCAGAGCGGAGGAUAAGAUGUCAGCGAAUGGACUGAUAUCUCCAAACUCAACUACACCCAAGCCUGCAGAUCGAACCAAGAUGCUAAGCAAGAAUCAGGCUCUUAAUGCAAGUAUGGACCUUGAAGACGACACUAUGAAGCUUCUGCAGGAGGCAGGGAUGGAGGACAUCCCACACGAGCCUAUGGAACAACAUCACAAUGCUGAGACAAAGUCAGAGAGCCAAAGAAAGACUGUUGAUGAUGAUCUUAGCAACGCUUGUGUCCUAAAGAAUGUUCCCACUGGAAGUUCAACUGAGGAGAGUGAGGGAAGUUUAGACUCCACAGAGAAACUACUCAAGCCUGUUCCGGUAAUUGUAACGGAGCCUUCCAGUUCAGAGUCCACUUCAGCUCUCUCAGAUCAAAGCAGACCAGUUCUUCAGCCCUCUUCCUCUGAACCAUCCAUGUCACAUCAGCACAGGCAGAAGAAGAAAGACAAGUCCCUCGAUGACCAGAACAGCCAUCAAGUGAGCAGUGUGGACAUUGCACAGGUCAAAGCAGUGCCCAGACCUCUGCCACCUCUUCCGGAAGAUGUCCUAUCAGUAAACAAUGAACAGAAAGGCCACAGACCUGCCAAUCUCUCGUCCUCUACCAAGAACUGUCCAGAGCAGCAGAACCGUCCACUGUCAGCCAGGGAAAGGAGAAGACUGAAGCAAUUACAGGAGAACUCCAGACAACAAGCUGUGUCCGCUGUCAAAAGGGUGCCUUGUGAUGUCCCCUCAUUAGACAGUAAGCAGACAGACCAUCUAGACUGCCCAAGACCUGCCAGCACAACUUUGGAAACAAGAAAGGAGAGGAAGUGCUCAUGGAGACAGUCUGACGAAGACGAUUGUAGUUCCUCCACCAGCUCCACUGAACGUUCAGAGGGCGACUACAGAGAACGAAAGUUUGAGACCAAUGAGAUGCAAGACUUGGUCCAAAUGAUGACGCAAACGUUACACAUGGAUGCCAGAGAUGUAUCAUUUGAGCCAGAUGGGUCAAGAUGCCACUCCACUCCACUGCCUGAGUUCAAACUAAACAGGAAGUACAGGGACACCCUGAUGCUUCAUGGGAAAUCCAGAGAGGGACAGGGAGAUUACCAAAUCAGUGGCUUCCCGUUAGACGACAGCACGGGUCCAGCAAAGGUCAGGAGAGUGAUCGAGCACUUGCGUACAGAUGUGGUUAAAGGACUCGGGGUGAAGCUAUUGGACAGAGUCCUGGACCUCAUGCAGGAAGAGGAUGAAGAGAAGAGAGAGCACCUACUGCAAGAGCUAAUGGGGGAGGAAAAAUACAAGCAGUAUGCAAUGAAAGUCCAACAGCUGAAGUUCUUUGAGGACGUUGCAUUCACGGACUGAGCCAGAUGCACACGAGGGAUCCCUUAUCAAACACUGAUAUGCCAUUACUGCUGGUGGGCAGCAGACUUUUGUGCUCUUAAAACACUUCACUGAAGCCUCUUAUCAACAAUCACCGUUACUUUUUUAAUGUUUUUGUAAAUGUGAUAGAAGUGAGUUGAACAUAGAUAUGCAAAAAAAAAAAAAUGCUGUUAUUAUGCACCUUUAAAUUUCACAAAAGCAUUAUUUUCAGACAUCAUCUUUCUUUUGGAAAUGUGAACCUAUGCUAUGUAGAUAGCAAUCUUGAAUCACAAAAGAGAUGUUAAAAAUAGUUGACUUUUUUCUAUUUUCUGAACUGUAUAUUUAUAUUACGAUAUAAUAUAAAUCAAUAAGGA
This is a messenger RNA of Sinocyclocheilus anshuiensis, 2820 nucleotides long. It is a transcript of the gene nek4, whose product is annotated as NIMA-related kinase 4. The coding region runs from base 155 to 2449 and encodes 764 amino acids. NCBI's taxonomy places the organism in Eukaryota, Metazoa, Chordata, Actinopteri, Cypriniformes, Cyprinidae. The record is from RefSeq and is a predicted model, not a curated record. The transcript has 14 exons. Gene Ontology annotation, molecular function: protein kinase activity; ATP binding. Gene Ontology annotation, biological process: protein phosphorylation.